Messenger RNA from Nelumbo nucifera (sacred lotus), 1937 nucleotides. RefSeq names its product inosine-5'-monophosphate dehydrogenase 2-like. Lineage: Eukaryota; Viridiplantae; Streptophyta; Magnoliopsida; Proteales; Nelumbonaceae. Gene Ontology annotation, cellular component: cytoplasm. The record is from RefSeq and is a predicted model, not a curated record. Gene Ontology annotation, biological process: GTP biosynthetic process. Gene Ontology annotation, molecular function: IMP dehydrogenase activity.
UUUCUCUUCGCCGCUUCUCUAUCUUUUUGCUCUGCAGCUUCCGGUGAGAGAUCCCAUUAACAGCCCCGGCACCAUGAACGGAGGUCCGAUCGAAGAUGGUUUUCCGGCAGACCGCCUCUUCAACMAGGGAUACUCCUAUACCUACGACGACGUCAUCUUUCUCCCUCACUACAUCGACUUCCCCACCGACGCGGUCAACCUAAGCACGAAGCUCACGAAGAACAUCGACCUGUCGAUUCCUUGUGUUGCUUCUCCCAUGGACACUGUUACCGAAUCCUCGAUGGCAGUCGCCAUGGCGUCGCUCGGUGGCAUUGGUAUCGUGCACUACAACAACCAGCCGUUUGAGCAAGCUGCAUUGAUUAGAUCGGCCAAAUCUCGUCGGAUUCCGUUUAUCUCUGACCCCAUUUUUAAAACCCCUUCAGAUUCGAUCGGUUCGAUUCAGGACUUUGCGUCAUCGCCUUGUAUUUUUGUGACCGAGUCAGGGAACUCCAAGUCCAAGUUGUUGGGUGUUGUUGCCAAGUCUGAUUGGGAGAGGUUAAGUGAUAAAGAAACUUCGGUAUCUAAAUACAUGUCAGAAUCGUUAGUUUCUGCCCCUUCAGGUUACUCAUUUGAGCAAGCUGCUGCUUUUUUAGCAGCGAACAAGCUGGAUUAUGUUCCUUUGGUCAGUGAGCAAGAUGGUGAGGUUGUGGAUUUAUUUACUUCGGCGGAUGUGGAGAGGAUUCGCGGAUUUCCGAAAUUAGGGUUUCCUUCUUUAGGGGCUGAUGGGAAGUUCAUGGUCGGAGCCGCUAUUGGGACGAGGGAACGGGAUAAGGAGAGGUUGGAGCAUCUGGUUAAGACUGGUGCUAAUGUAGUGGUGCUAGAUAGUUCGCAGGGGAACUCGAUUUACCAGAUAGAGAUGAUCAAAUAUGUAAAGAGGACUUAUCCUGAGUUGGACGUCAUUGGUGGUAAUGUUGUCACAGCAUAUCAAGCACAAAAUCUAAUUCAGGCGGGAGUAGAUGCUUUGAGGGUUGGGAUGGGUUCUGGGUCAAUUUGUACUACACAGGAGGUGUGCGCUGUUGGCAGAGGGCAGGCCACAGCAGUUUACAAAGUUUCAUCUAUUGCUGAGCAAAGUGGUGUUCCUGUCAUUGCUGAUGGUGGUAUUGCAAACUCCGGACACAUAGUAAAGGCUUUAGCAUUAGGAGCUUCCACUGUAAUGAUGGGUAGUUUCUUAGCUGGCAGCAAUGAGGCUCCUGGGUCUUACGAAUAUCAGGGUGGUCGUCGGAUUAAAAAGUAUAGGGGCAUGGGGUCACUUGAAGCCAUGACAAAAGGUAGUGAUGUCCGGUAUCUUGGUGAUACCUCUAAACUAAAGGUUGCUCAGGGAGUUGUUGGAGCUGUUGCGGACAAAGGUUCUGUACUCCAGUUUAUCCCUUACACAAUGCAAGCAGUCAAGCAAGGAUUCCAGGAUCUUGGUGCAUCCUCUGUGCAGUCUGCCCACAACCUCUUAAAAUCAAGGGUGGUAAGGCUGGAGGUUCGUACAGGAGCAGCACAAGUUGAAGGGGGAGUGCAUGAUUUGGUCUCCUAUGUAAAGAAAGCAUUCUGAGAAUCCAAAGGUCCCAGUCAUGUAUGCUUAUUCUUUGGAAAUCAUCUUCUUCAUUUCUAUCUUAUUUGAUCCAGAUGUUCAAAAUAGCAGAAUCAGAGUAAUUUUGUUCUAGGAUGACUGGAGAAGCCUGUUUGCUCGUUGUAUUAAGAGGUUAUAUAUAAGCUGAAGUACAAUUAAUUACUGGAUUGGUUCUCUGGUUUUGUUGUUAGGCCCAAGUUUUUGUUGUGCUAUGCUGGAGAAAGAACAUAAAUUAUAGGCGAACUUAUUGACUGGUACAUUCAAAGAAUAUGGACUGGACUAUAAUAUUACUCCUUUUUUCAUCAUGGUUAGUGAAUUGAAUGCUUGCAACUUAAGAUCA